Messenger RNA from Morchella sextelata, 1146 nucleotides. RefSeq lists its product as uncharacterized. Bases 1 to 1146 code for a protein of 381 amino acids. Lineage: Eukaryota; Fungi; Ascomycota; Pezizomycetes; Pezizales; Morchellaceae. The record is from RefSeq and is a predicted model, not a curated record. The transcript is spliced from 5 exons.
AUGACAAACGAAGCUGAGGUUGUCGACUUCAACUACAGUAGUGAAUCGAAGGGGCCAAUAGUCAAUACAGUAUGUACGAUAUUUAUGGUUCUCACCGCUAUUGUGAUUGGGCUGCGGAUGUUUUCGAGAUUAUGGGUUGUUCGUGCCAUGGGAAUGGAUGAUAUUCUUAUUUGCUUUGCUGCAUUAUGUUCCUGGGGCUUCUCAAUAUGCGUCAUCCUCUGUGUCAACAAAGGCCUAGGAAAACAUUUCACCGCCGUCCCCGUUGAGAACCUGCCCUCAUACACUAGACGAGUCUGGGCCUCCUCCAUGUUCUACAACGCCUGUCUCGGCUUCAUCAAGACCUCUGCACUGGCGCUGUACCUGCGCCUGACACCCUCCCUCACCUUCCGCCGGGUUGCCUUCUUCAUGAUGUUCAUCGUGGGCUCGCAGGCGACCUCCAACGUCUGCGCCUGCAUCUUCCAAUGCGCGCCCAUCAAGUUCCUGUGGGACCGCACGCUGCCCGGCGGCCGCUGCAUCAACAUCAACGCCUUCUACCUCGCCAACGCCGCGCUCAACAUCUUCACCGACUUCCUCACCUACACGCUGCCCAUGCCCAUGCUGUGGAAGCUGCAGCUGCCGAAGCGCCAGAAGAUCGGAUUGGUGACUAUUCUUGGUUUGGGUGGAUUUGCCUGCAUCUCGUCCAUCAUCCGCAUCACCUACGUCGCCCCCAUGCUAACGGACGCCGACCCUACCUGGGUGAUCGCCGAGCCCAUGUACUGGUCCGUGAUUGAGAUCAACAUCGGGAUCCUCGCGGCCUCCAUCCCGUCGUUCAAGAUUCUCGUCAAGGAGUACUUCCCACGCAUGCUGGGCAGCGGGUACAGCGGGCACGACCAGAGCGGCGGACUCAGUGGCGCCGUCAACUCGCGGUACAAGAAGGGAUACAGCGAGCACUCGUACUCGAUGGACCGGAUGAAGAACGGGGCGAUGAACACCACUGUGACGGGGGGCCACACGCAGCUGGGGUCCAUGAGUGGCAGUCAGGAGCAUAUCAUUAUUCCGGAUGGCAUGAUUGUGAGGACGACGGCGGUGGUGGUGGAUGAGAGCCAUAGUACGCACAGUUCGGGGGAUAAGGAUCUGGAGAGUCAGGUGUCGAAGUCUUCGUCAUAG